Molecule: messenger RNA, 777 nt
Organism: Lindgomyces ingoldianus
Lineage: Eukaryota; Fungi; Ascomycota; Dothideomycetes; Pleosporales; Lindgomycetaceae
Exons: 11
Coding region: 1-777 (258 amino acids)
Source: RefSeq, a predicted model, not a curated record
AUGACGUUUCGGAUCGGUGGGAUAUGGUGUUCACGGGUCAACCCACGGCCUAACCAAGAUACUUUUAUGAGAAACCCUUUAGACGAACGAUGCCCCCAAUUCCCAAGAAGUCAGAUCAAGCUCCGAGUGUGGGGCAUGCGGUGGGUCUCAAUGCUGUCGGAUUGGCCACUUGCAUAUCCAAUUUCAUGCUCUAAAGUCAUUAUCACAAGAAGACACGUGGAAGAAGCUAAGACAUUUGAUUAUCAUGGAUUUAGCGCUUGGUCAAUCAAUUUUGAUGCGAUUCUAGGAACCAUGAUUCUAGCUCAAACUCUAAAGCCUGUGACCGAUGGAUUAGGCUCAAACUAUGGAAAUUCUGGUACUAAAAUCCUCAACAAGAAGGUCCAAGUCGACUCACGCGUUAUCUCGCCUUUCGAUCCUGCACCAACCUCAGAGUGGGUGUAUCUACAGAACACCAACGAUCAGCACCGGAUCGCUCUAUUCACACCCUCUCAUAAUUAUUGUAGAAGUUUGGCCAUCUGUGUAUCAUAUAUUCAAUCAGAGGGUGCAGGAGUGCCUAAGCUGCUAACAGUGUCACUGACGCAAGAGUGUGAAUACACUACGAAAACAGUACUGAGAGUCUUAAAAUCCAUCUACCAAUAUGAAGUUUCACCGGUUUACGGAGCUUGGUUGCUGGUGCGAUUUCAGGCUCGGGUACUUAUUAUCCUGUUUGCAGUAACUGAGCUCUCCAAGCAUUGCUUCUCGUCGAUAGGUCCAGCCGAUCCAGUAUUCAGCAAUUAA